UAUCUGUAUAAUCUAAUUAAUUAAUUGAGAACGCCAUCCAAUCAUGUCUUACUCAUCUCUCUAUAUCUAUAUUUUAUAUAUCUCUUUCAUAUAACUGAAAUCUACCUUCGAUCUGACCUAAUCUAUCGUUUUUUUUACGGUAUUCUGCACAUCAUUUCAGGUUGUCAAGGUGUAUUGUGGGUUUGUUCACUGGUGGUUAGGUAUGGUGUGCCGGUUUCCAGAGGAAGUACUUGAGCAUGUUUUCUUGUUCAUAACCUCGCAUCACGACCGGAAUGUUGUAUCAUUAGUGUGCAAGUCCUGGUAUGACAUCGAGAGGUAUUGCAGGAGGACGAUAUUCAUUGGAAACUGUUACGCAGUGAAUCCGAAGAUGAUGAUUAGAAGGUUUCCAGAGGUGAGAUCUUUGGAGCUGAAAGGGAAACCGCAUUUUGCGGAUUUUAAUCUGGUGCCUGAUGGUUGGGGAGGAUAUUUUCAUCCUUGGAUAUCUGAGAUGUCUAGGGCAUACCCGCGGUUAGAGGAGAUUAAACUUAAGAGGAUGGUGGUCACUGAUGAUUGCUUGGAGUUGAUCGCCAAGUCUUUCAAGAACUUUAAAGUUUUGGUUUUGUCAUCGUGUGAGGGUUUCAGUACCGAUGGACUUGCUGCCAUUGCCGCUAAUUGCAGAAAUCUUAGAGCAUUGGAUCUGCGGGAGUGUGAAGUGGACGACCAGAGUGGCCAUUGGCUAAGUCAUUUUCCGGAUUCUUGUACCUCAUUGGAGUCUCUUAACAUGUCUUGCUUGGGUUCUGACGUUAGCUUCUCAGCACUCCAACGUCUCAUUGCUCGUUCACCCAACUUAAAGACUCUUAGACUCAGUCGAUCCAUUCCCCUUGAGAAACUAUCUACCCUGCUACGCCGGGCCCCACAGCUUGUUGAAUUUGGUACAGGUGCCUAUUCUGCAGAAAUCAGGCGUGAUUUAUAUAAAGGUUUAUCAGAUGCUUUCUCCGGAUGCCAGGAGCUUAAGGAACUUUCUGGGUUUUGGGACGUUGUACCAUCUUAUAUUCCUGCUUUUUAUCCUGCUUGUUCUAGGAUCACAUCCUUAAACUUGAGUUAUGCCACUAUUCGUUGUCCAGAUGUUACCAAGAUCAUCCUUCAGUGCUCUAAUCUGCAGCGUCUAUGGGUACUGGAUUACAUUGAGGAUACCGGGCUAGAUGCUCUUUCUUUAUACUGUAAAGACCUAAGAGAAUUAAGAGUUUUCCCAUCUGACCCAUUUAUGGCCGACGCAAAUGUAUCCUUAACAGAACAAGGCCUUGUUUUAGUUUCUGAGCGGUGCACCAAGCUCCAGUCCAUUCUUUACUUCUGCAGGCAGAUGUCUAAUUCUGCAUUAAUCGCCAUUGCUAGGAACCGGCCUAACCUAACUUGCUUCCGACUCUGCAUUCUUGAACCACGUGCUCCUGAUUACCGAACAUUUGAACCCCUUGAUGUUGGUUUUGGAGCCAUAGUAGACCGCUGUAAAGAUCUUCAACGUCUCUCAUUAUCGGGUCUCCUCACAGACCGUGUGUUUGAAUACAUUGGGGCACGGGCUAAGAAAUUAGAGAUGCUCUCUAUAGCCUUUGCGGGUGAUAGCGAUUUGGGCUUACAUCAUGUGUUGUCGGGCUGUGACAGCCUUCGGAAGCUUGAGAUUCGAGAUUGCCCGUUCGGGGAUCAGGCUCUCUUGGCUAAUGUUUCUAAGUUGGAGACAAUGCGAUCCCUUUGGAUGUCUUCAUGCUCGGUCAGUCUUGGUGCAUGUAAGCUGCUGAGUCAGAAGAUGCCUAGGCUUAAUGUUGAAGUUAUAGAUGAGCGGGGGGAUUUGGAUUCCAGACCAGAUAACUGUACUGUCGAGAAACUUUAUGUAUACCGCACGGUUGCAGGACCACGGUUUGACAUGCCUAGCUUUGUAAGGACUAUGGAUCGAUAUCCUGCAACCUGCAUAUAAGAGUUAGGAUGAUGAUGAUCAGUUUGCUGCGCCAUCUAUUGAUCAGAAACACAUGUAUCUUAGCUCUUUUAAAGAUUCAAGUUCUGGUUUCCAGUUUUCUAUUCAUCCAUUUAAGAUUACAUUGAUAACACUUGUGUAGUUAAGAUUUAUUCCUAUAUUCUUUUAAAUGUGUAACUGUCAGGAUAUUUGUAACAUUCUUUAGCUUAGUUUGGCUCUUUAAUUUUGAAUUCAUUCACAAAA
Erigeron canadensis is the source of this 2185-nucleotide messenger RNA. RefSeq names its product protein TRANSPORT INHIBITOR RESPONSE 1-like. The record is from RefSeq and is a predicted model, not a curated record. The coding region runs from base 203 to 1945 and encodes 580 amino acids. NCBI's taxonomy places the organism in Eukaryota, Viridiplantae, Streptophyta, Magnoliopsida, Asterales, Asteraceae. Gene Ontology annotation, cellular component: SCF ubiquitin ligase complex. Gene Ontology annotation, molecular function: protein binding. Gene Ontology annotation, biological process: SCF-dependent proteasomal ubiquitin-dependent protein catabolic process. The transcript has 5 exons.